Molecule: messenger RNA, 411 nt
Organism: Beta vulgaris subsp. vulgaris (sugar beet)
Lineage: Eukaryota; Viridiplantae; Streptophyta; Magnoliopsida; Caryophyllales; Amaranthaceae
Exons: 2
Coding region: 1-411 (136 amino acids)
Source: RefSeq, a predicted model, not a curated record
AUGAAUGGUAAUUCAAAUGGAAUGAGGAGCAUCAAAAGGGCUUUUGAUCAAAUCAAGCAAGAUUUGGCAAGUCCUCUUGUAUUGAUCCCUCUAAGGCGAAAUGGAAAACCAUUAAGGUUGUACCUAUCUGCCUAUGAAGAUUCCAUUAGUAGACUCCUUACUCAAGAAAAUGAGAAGGGACAUGAGCAGACAAUUUUUUAUCCAAGUAGAAUCUUGCAUCAUGCCGAGAAAAGGUAUAACAUGCCAGAAAAAUGGUGUUUGUGCUUAUAUGAUGCAUCAGCUAAGCUCAUACAGUAUUUCAUGGCCUUUACAGUAGAAGUGCCAAGUGAUUCUAUAGAGAUUGCCUUUCCUAAGAAAGAGACUUCAGCUUCUGAUCAUAAGAACUCAAAGAGUCUUGGAUCUGUGUACUGA